Corticium candelabrum is the source of this 1994-nucleotide messenger RNA. Its product is annotated as HHIP-like protein 2. Lineage: Eukaryota; Metazoa; Porifera; Homoscleromorpha; Homosclerophorida; Plakinidae. Bases 143 to 1762 code for a protein of 539 amino acids. The transcript has 7 exons. The record is from RefSeq and is a predicted model, not a curated record.
UCCGUCAACUAAACUCGCCUACUGCAGCGAAUACAGCGACUUCACGUGCUGCUCAUCGCCACAAGACGAAAAUAUCGCCUCGCAGGCUUCACACACAAACAUAUCAGAAGCAAUAGUGGCCAGCGAUGAUCCAGACCUGUGUAUGGAGUACUGGAAAAAUGUUAGUUGUCUGAGCUGCUCGCCGUAUGCGGCGCAUUUGUUUGAUGCUGAGGGUUAUGACACUGCCCAGCGCGCGUUACCUGGUUUGUGUCCAGCGUACUGCCGGUCGUUGUAUGGCGCAUGUCCGAGAGUGGCUGAUGUGAUUGGUGGACGGAGGUUUGUGAGUGAGAGCGAGUUCUGUGAGGCUGCGAGGUUGAGUGAUGUGAGUUAUUGUUAUCCGGAUGUGAAGGAGGUGGAGAGGGCGAAUGUAAGAGAGUUUGGGUCGUUUGGAUGUCUUUGUGUUCAGGAAGUCGUGUCUGGCUUAAGAAAUCCGGUUGUACUAACUCAUGCCGGUGAUGGCAGCAAUCGCUUGUUCAUAGCCGAACAAGUUGGCAUCAUCCACGUCAUGCUACCCAAUAGAACGAUCCUUCCAGAGCCGUUCUUUGACGUCCAAACUCACGUCGUUACAAGCUCGAAACGAGGCGACGAACGAGGCUUUCUCGGCUUGGCAUUCCAUCCAAACUACACGACCAAUGGCUUCUGCUUUGUCUACUACUGCACGCCGACAACAUCCGCCGCCAACCACAAAAUCCGAGUUUCAAGAUUCAACGUUUCUCAACACAAUGACAACCGUUUGGAUCCAACGACCGAGAAAGUUGUGAUCGAAGUCGAUCAACCGGCGGCCAAUCACAACGGCGGGCAGAUUUUGUUCGGCACAGACGGAUAUUUGUAUGUUUUUCUCGGCGAUGGAGGACGGGGUGGAGAUCCGUUUGGAACAAUCGGAAACGGAUUAGACAGACGGACGUUAUUGGGAUCGAUCCUGAGACUCGAUGUUGACACACCCACAGACAUACCAUACGGUAUCCCACCAGACAACCCAUUCAUUAACGAUUCCACAGUGAAAGAGGAGAUUUAUGCGUACGGUGUUCGUAACCCGUGGCGAUGCUCGGUAGAUCGCGGCGACGGCGAGACGGGUGGUGAUCGUGGGAGGAUCUUUUGCGGCGACGUUGGACAGAAUAGAUACGAGGAAAUUGAUAUUUUGGUCAAGGGAGGGAAUUUUGCAUGGAGAGGAAAGGAAGGGUAUCAGUGUUUUGAUGGAGAUCUUUGUGAUGUUAGUGGUAUUGAGGUUGUGCCUAUCCAUGUGUAUGACCACAGUGUGGGCAAGUCAGUGACAGGUGGGUUUGUAUACAGAGGAUGCUUGUUUCCCAAUCUCAACGGCAAGUAUAUCUUUGGAGACUACACAAGCGGGAGAAUGUUUGCAUUGACAGAGAACAAAGAGACUGGAGCAUGGUCAUCCGAGCAACUUUGUCUUGGAGACAGUUCGAUCUGUCAUAGUGGAUUGACAGGGAACUUGGAGAGAAGCAUUUUAUCGUUUGGGGAGGAUGAAGAAGGGGAGCUGUACGUUCUCGUCACUGAUGAUGCAUCUCCCACUCACACCGGAGGCAAAGUCUACCACAUUAUAGACCCAGCAAGACGAGCAGAUCCUGGUAAAUGUGUUAGUGAGAAUCUCCUGAAUUACCCACCAGUCGAGAGUCCAAAUUCGGGUGCAUUGGCUGUGACGUCAUCUCUAUUGAUACUACAACUCGUCGUUCCUCUCUUCAUCUCUCUUUCGUUUGCUUUCUAAAGUGUGAAGAAUGAUGUAUCAGUCACAGCUGGACUGUGGGUUGACAUGAUGCAGUGAAUCAUUGAUGUCUGUGGAGAUAUUUAUAUUUGUUGAUAUUAAUUAAGUGUUUGACAGGAUUGUUUUUAUUAUAUUUCAUGGUGUUGAAGAUUUGUAAGUUGUUGUGUUGGUGGGUUUCCUUACAAUAACUAAGUUUUUAGUAUUGGAAUUAAUUAAUUUCACACACAGAUGGACA